GGCCCGGGUGAAACGCGGAGGCCAGCCUCUUUUCCACAGGGAGGAGGAGGAGGCGACCGGGGAGUUCCUUUCCAUCCCCGAGCCACUCCGCGGCCUCUCGCGCGCACCGGCGGGCUCCAGCUCCUUUGCGCCAGACCAUCCCCGUCUGGUUCCCAGCAAGAAGCAGCCACCGCCGGAGGACCCUCCCCUGCUCCAGCUUCCCCCGCCCUCCCAAAGCGGGAGCCGCACACUGCCUAUUCCCGCUGGAGGCACAGGCGAGAGAGAAGCAGAGAGCGGGCGGGCGCGCGCGCGCGCAGGGCUCCCCCGAUGGUCUGAGCGGAGCUGGAAGGCGCCAGGCUGCGCCCCACGAGUCUCCCUCCCGGCUCAGGGUGGGAGCAGAUGAGGCACUGCCUGGGAGAAUGCCCCCCUCUCGCCCCCGGGACAGCAACUUUCCGGCCAAGAAGCCUCUGCCGCUGGAGCCGGAGCGCUCGCAACUUAAUGCUCCAAGAGCAGCCCGCGCCUGCCGGCGUCCCGAAGCCCUCCGUCUCCAUCUUCCUCCUCCUGGCUGCUUCUGGGUCUCUGCGCUUUUCCCACCUGUCUCGGGGCAGUGCUGGCGCUGAGGGGACCAUCAGCCCGGCAUGCGGCGUCCCCUCACACCAUGAGAGACAGCCGACGGUGGAGCAGCAGCAGCGGCACUAGGAGCCCCGGGAGAGGAGCAGCGGCGGGAGACAGGGUCGCUUUGCCCGGUCUUGGCUACGACUGGAAGAGCGACAGCAGCUCCAAGGAAAGUGGCCGGAUCAAGCACGGAAGCGGCUGCGGCGGCGCCACCAAGGGCCGUCCGCACACCCGAGUCGCCACCGCUGACAGCAGCAGCAUCUGGCGCGUCCUGGCCGCGCGCGCCCCGCUCCCCAAGCACCGGCAUCUCAGAAAAAGCUGCUUAGACAAUCUAAUGGAUGAAGAUGAAAAAGACAGGGCAAAAAGGGCUUCACGUAACAAGUCUGAAAAGAAAAGGCGUGACCAGUUCAAUAUUCUCAUCAAGGAACUUAGCUCGAUGCUUCCAGGAAAUACCCGUAAAAUGGACAAAACAACUGUGCUUGAAAAAGUCAUCAGCUUUCUCCAGAAACACAAUGAAUUCUCAUCACAGGCAGAGAUCUGUGAAGCCCAGCAGGAGUGGAAGCCUUCCUUUCUCAGUAAUGAAGAAUUCACCCAGCUGAUGUUAGAGGCAUUAGAUGGUUUUGUUAUUGGUGUUACCACUGAUGGAAUCAUCAUCUAUGUUUCUGACAAUAUCACACCUCUUCUUGGGCAUCUGCCUUCUGAAGUAGUGGAUAAGAAUUUGCUAAAUUUCCUUCCAGAACAAGAACAUUCAGACAUUUGUAAAAUAUUAUCCUCUCAUAUGCUUAUGGUGGAUUCUGCCUCAUCAAAUUACUUAAAAUCUGACAAUGAUUUAGAAUUUUUCUGCCAUUUUCUAAGAGGAAGUCUAAACCAAAAGGAAUUUCCAACGUAUGAAUAUAUAAAAUGUGUAGGGAACUUUCUGUCUUACAGUCAUGUGCCUAUAUCCACUUGUAAUGGUUUUGAUGGGGCUGUUUCAAGAGGUUACAGAACACCAGUAGGAAAACAUGUCUGCUUUGUCGCUACUGUCCGGCUGGCAACACCUCAACUUUUAAAGGAAAUGUAUGUUGCUGAAGAACCUUUAGAGGAAUUUACUUCGAGACACAGUUUGGAGUGGAAAUUUUUGUUUCUGGAUCAUAGAGCACCACCAAUCAUAGGAUAUUUGCCUUUUGAAGUGCUGGGUACUUCUGGUUAUGAUUAUUAUCAUGUAGAAGACUUACAGCUCUUGGCUCGGUGCCAUGAACAUUUGAUGCAGUUUGGCAAAGGGAAGUCUUGCUGCUAUCGGUUUCUGACCAAAGGACAGCAGUGGAUCUGGCUGCAAACGCAUUACUACAUUACGUACCACCAGUGGAACUCCAAACCAGAAUUCAUUGUAUGCACACACACGGUAGUAAGUUAUUCAGAUGUUCGAGUGGAAAGGAGACCAGAUUUAAUCUUGAAAGAUGGUUCUUCGGAGAUAAUCUCUUCUGUAUUGAAGGACAGUGGUUCAGACUUGGAUCCUCAACAGCACUUUAAUGCACUUGAAUUAGACGUACCAGUUCUCAACACCAGUACAACACUUUCUGCAUCAUCUCAAGAUUCACAGAAAUCUUUGACAACAUCCUUAUCUGACACAGCAUCCACAACUACAAAGCUCCUCCCAGAAGCUCCCUCCUUACAAAGAACCCCCAGUGUACCCCAGGACUUAGUGCAGAGACCCAGCCAACCUGCAGCUGUUCAGUUUAAUAUGUUCCAGACAAUCAAGGACCAGCUUGAACAACGAACUCGUCUACUGCAAGCCAAUAUUCAGUGGCAGCAGGAAGAGCUCCAGAAAAUCCAGCAACAGCUCUGCAUGGUACAGGAUUCCAACAUACAAAUGUUUUUACAGCAGUCUGAAGCAUCUCUGAGUUUUGCCAGUCUACAACCACCACAUCCUCAGGGGAAGUCAGAAGGGGCUUCUCAGCAGCAGCCUCAGCCAGCUAUUCCAAGACCUCAUCUUCAAGGACAGGCUGCAGUUUCUCAAGCAACAGACCGUGAAAUAUUAAGAGAAGAAGAUAUCCUACCAAGCCCGGAUCAGAAAUCAGUGCGAACCACACCAGGCAGGCAAGAGAGCUGCCAUUCUAGCAAUUUAACUCCACAGUUCAACCACAUUUCUGUACUCCCACAAUCUGUGAGUCUAGCACCAUCUGCUGAACUUCUCCAGGAUAACAGCCACCAGCUUAGUACUCCAGAGUAUGGCCAUGACCGACAACUGAGACUUUUACUCAGUCAGCCUAUUCAGCCAAUGAUGCCUGGUCCCUGUCAUGCAAGGCAGUCAUCAGACAUUGGUGUGGCUUCACAUCAAACUAAGUAUUCUCAAAGCCUACAAGCAUUCCAAAAUUUGGAAGUGUCAGCUUCUGGCAGCAGUGCACCCAUUGUGCUGAUGGAACAAGCAGUAUUACAUCCCGGGUUCUCUGCAGCACAGCCCUCUCAGGCUUCACCUCUGCCAUCUAUGCAACUAGAACGUCAACCGCAUCAACAGCAAUGCUAUCUCCAGGUGCAGCCUGUAGGCCCUUUGCACAGUGAGCAAGCAGAUUCUCUGAUCUUGCCUUCCUACUCAGCGCAGCAAGGGAGUGGCGUGUACCACCAGAUGCAGUCACAGCAGCAACUGCCUUCAGUCAGGAGUCUCAGUUUGCCGAAGUCUUCAAGUGUGCCACGUCUACAAUAGAAUCACAUCAGCACUAUCAGUGCACAGUUAGCUUUACUGAAUGGCGGCAGGGGAGGGGAGGGGGGGGAUGCUGGCUUUUGCACAUAUGUCCUUUUCAAAGCUUUGUGAUAAAAAAAAAAAGACUGUCGAGUGCCGGCUGUGGUGGAUAGUGCAAUAGAAAUGAGCGGGAAUCACUUUGCUGAUGUUUGCACUAUUUUGUGACUGUGUUAUGAACAGGAAUACUAGUCUGUACGAUCACAUGCAGACUGUGGUACUAACUGGGGUGUCUCAGCAGAGAAUUCUUCUGAACACUCCAACCCGGAAGUACUCCGGCUGUUCCCAAAAAAGUAGACCCAAAAUACUUGGCCUUGUCUAUUUUGAUUGAAUAUGAAAAGCACUGGUUCAGAGAGAUCUAUUGAGAAAGGAACAAGAGAUUAUUUUAUUAAAUGUUAACAUUAUUAUUUUGCACAACUGCACAAAGGGUGUAACCUAGCACUUUCGGUGAAGAAAAGUCUGUUCUGGUGGCCAAACAAGCACUUCCGGUGAUGUAAAACAUAAUGUCAUUGAUUAAAACAGUGCCCUGCAGUAAGUCCUCUGACCCAUAACCUAAAAGUAUUGAGCUUGUUAUGUUCUUUUCCUUAUUUCUAAUGUUUUCGAGAAAGUUUUUAUUCAUGCAGUGGACUACAACUUAUAAAUAGCAAAUCUAAGCACAAUCAUGCAGCUACUGUUUCAGCAUACUUGUCCUGCUCUUUAAACACUUUAAAGAGGGUCUCUGACAAACUGAAUUGCCCCCCUUCACAGAACAAGCAUCUGGAAGAAUAUGCACUGUGUUACAGCCCAUUAAUUGGGAAAAUGCUGCAAACUAUUACUUAUCUGUUUCAUUACGAUAUUUAGGAUUCAAAGAGUUGCACUUUUGUAUGUUUUAUGUGGAUGUUUCUUAAAAAGAUUUUAUGUAAUUAUAAAAGAAGUAGUGUGUUAUAUAGCUGUUGUUAAAAAAAACCCCAACCCAACCUAUUUCUAUAUAAAAGUCUAUGGGAUUAUGUGGAGAUUAUAUUGUAUAACUAUUCCCUGGUCAUUUCAUGAGUCCACAGGGUUUUUUUUGUGCUGGGGCAGAGUGGGGGAUGAAUGAACAUUUUGCAAUAAAUGAAUAAUGACUAAUA
This is a messenger RNA of Sphaerodactylus townsendi, 4413 nucleotides long. It is a transcript of the gene NPAS2, whose product is annotated as neuronal PAS domain protein 2. Gene Ontology annotation, molecular function: protein dimerization activity; RNA polymerase II cis-regulatory region sequence-specific DNA binding; DNA-binding transcription factor activity, RNA polymerase II-specific. The record is from RefSeq and is a predicted model, not a curated record. Bases 638 to 3274 code for a protein of 878 amino acids. Gene Ontology annotation, cellular component: nucleus; cytoplasm; CLOCK-BMAL transcription complex. Gene Ontology annotation, biological process: circadian regulation of gene expression; regulation of transcription by RNA polymerase II. The transcript has 20 exons. NCBI's taxonomy places the organism in Eukaryota, Metazoa, Chordata, Lepidosauria, Squamata, Sphaerodactylidae.